Molecule: messenger RNA, 1052 nt
Organism: Apis dorsata (giant honeybee)
Lineage: Eukaryota; Metazoa; Arthropoda; Insecta; Hymenoptera; Apidae
Product: homeobox protein Hox-A2-like
Exons: 1
Biological process (GO): regulation of transcription by RNA polymerase II
Cellular component (GO): nucleus
Molecular function (GO): RNA polymerase II cis-regulatory region sequence-specific DNA binding; DNA-binding transcription factor activity, RNA polymerase II-specific
Source: RefSeq, a predicted model, not a curated record
ACACCUCUGCGAGCAGACUUUCCGGUAAAUCUCUUCUCCAAUUUAUCCGCCAAAGGGACGAACGAAAAGUUCUCACCGCCAAUUUUAUUCUUCUGUUCAGACGUUUCAGCGGCAGGAGAGUCGCCGUCGCGCAACAGCACCCCGACGCCGCCCCCCAAGUCGCCCAAUUCCAUCAACAACAGCUCGAAGAGGAUUCGAACCGCGUUCACCAGCACCCAGUUGUUGGAACUUGAGCGGGAAUUCGCCUCCAACAUGUACCUGUCCCGGCUCAGGAGAAUAGAGAUCGCGACGAAUCUGAGAUUGUCGGAGAAGCAGGUGAAGAUAUGGUUCCAAAAUCGUAGGGUCAAGUACAAGAAGGAGGAUCUUCCCUCGGGCCAGAGUCAGAAAUGCUGUUGUCUUCGAACGUGCGGGAAGAGGAAGGAGGGGGUGUGCGGUGACGAUUCGUCGAGUCGGAAAUGCGAGCAGGAUGAUGAGAGGUCGAUCACGAGAAACGCGGACAAAUCCGUGGACGUUGCGAUUGGCAACGUCGAGGAAACGUCGAACGUCGAAAUGGCGGAUCGUUUCGACCGCUCGUUCCCAUCUUUCCCGGGGGCGGACAACUCGAAACGAUUUCUACGGGAGGCGGAGGAGGGAUUGAACGUUGCGGGGGUGAUCGGUUACGAGAGGGACGUUCACGGUUUGUCGAGAGGGUCGAAGAGGAGGUUGGACGGGGUCGAGGAGGCCGAGGAGGAAGCGGAGGACAAGAAGAGACGGGUCGAUGGGUCGCCGUCGCUUUAUCGAAACGCGAUUCAAGACACUGCUAUCGCGCCUGUGUUCAGGGGUAUAGGAUGCACCAAGCACACCGUGGAGAGGAUCGUUAAUUCGUAGAAAAUAAGAUUUGAAAGGGAGAGGAAGAAGGGGAUUCGCGUGUUUUCGUUGUAUCGUUAUUGUGUACGCGAUCUACGUAAGUCUUGUAAAUAUUGUAUAUAAUAUAUUUUUGUACGAUAGAAGGAGAAGAAAAACGCUGUAUACGUUUCGAGGAAAAAAAUAAAAUGAUUGAAAUUGAAAUCAUU